AUGUAUUAACAUGAAGAAGAAGUUAAAUAAGGUGGACUCAAAAUUAUGAGAAAGAUAUAUGUAAAUGGUGAUGAUUAAAGUAAGAAAAUUGAUGAAAUAACUAUUCAUCCAAAUGGAAGGAGAUCUAGUAUUGUAAUGAAAUAAUAUAAAGAUAAAACAGAAGCUGUUUAUAAUGAUGAAUUUGGAGAUGAAAUUUAAGUUACUAAAUAUACAUAUAUAAAUGAAAAGGGUUUAUAAGUUGAAUGUCAAAGAAAAAUGAAUAUGAGAACUAAAGAAGUAUAAAUGUAAAAGACUUUUAAAAAUGAAGAUGGUAAAUAAACUAUUGAAACUACUAUAACUUUAGAUGGAUUAGAAAUAGGAAAAUAAAUUAUUAUUUAAAUAGGACCUAAUGAAAGAAUUGAAAAAAUAACAAAAAAUGGUAAGACAAUUGAAUAAAAGGUUAUAAUUGAUGAAUAAGGAUAAGAAUCUAUUCAUAUGAUUGAUCAUGAAAAUAAUAUGAAAAUUUAAACAACUAAUUUUACUAAGAAUUCUGUUGAAUAUUAAUAAUAAACAAUUAAUUUAUCUAAUGGUGCUAAAAGACAUAUACAUUAAAGAUCAUAUUUUGAUGAAAAUAAUGAAAAGAUAAUUGAAGAAGAUAGAGUUGAUGAAUUUGGAUAAAGGAUUAUAAUUAAAAAGAGAAUUAAUGCUUUAGGUGAAGAGAUCAUUUAAGAAUUUGAAGUUGUAGAAAAUGAUGGAUUUAAUCCUGAAUUAAGAUAAAUUAGAUAAUCAUAAAAAAGAUUACCUCGUGCAGAAAUAUAAUCUGUUAUUGUUAUAGAUAUAGGAAUAUAAACAGAAGGUUAAAUUCCAUUAUUUACACAAACUUAAGAGUAAUUUUAAUAAAAGAAAUAGAAUACAUAAAUUAUUAUUGAUAAACCUGAUUUUAAUGAAUUAGACAAAGAAGCUUUUAAAAAAUUAUAAUAAGGUAAAUCCAAAAAUGAUCCAUAAUUUUAAGAGGCAGUCAAUUAAAUUAAAAAAUACUUUAAUAAAGGAGAUGGAGAAGAAUUAAAAUAAGAAGAAUUUAAUGAAUAUUUAUUAAAGUUGAGAUAAAAUCAUUAAAGAUAAUGUGGUGAAUAAUGUUCUCAUUUAUUGAGAUUUUAUGCUAAAUUAGGUUUCUUGAUAUAAAAAUCAGCUUUGAAUAGACAAGUUUAUAAAUUACAAAAAGUAUAACUGUAGGCUAAAGAAUCACUUUGA
Molecule: messenger RNA, 1230 nt
Organism: Paramecium primaurelia
Lineage: Eukaryota; Ciliophora; Oligohymenophorea; Peniculida; Parameciidae
Source: the annotation of a GenBank genome assembly